CUGGCGCUCAGCGAGCGCCAUCUAGGCGCUCCUGGGCGCCGGGCCGACUCCGGUCGGCUUGGGUGGGGGACAUUGGGGUUUGCAACCUGCCUUUGGAAAUAGCCAGCCCGCGGGUGUCCCCUUUGCGUAGGAGGGACUGCGGGAGGGAAGCGGGGAAGGCAACUCCAGCCCGAGACUGAGUGAAAGGCGGAAACUUGAACUUUCCGGGCUGUUGUCUGCUUGUCUCUAAGAUGGGCAGAGCAAUCUUAAACUUGUCCCAUAAAGUUGUGAGGAUUCAGAGAGUUUGUUUACAGAACAGGUCUUGGCUUACAGGUGGUGCUCAAUCUAAGCUUGUGUUAUCAUUUGUUGGAUGGGAAACCUGAAUCUCAGGACCAGAAGAAAGGCUGUCUUCCCCCAAGCCUGGGGUGUGGGUAGGUUCUGUGGGACCUCCCUGUUAGAGCACUAACUUGAAAUCCAGGACUUUUCAAGAACUUUCUGAAACACCCCUCCCCCAACAUCCUAUUCUCCCGUUUUGAAGAAACUAAGGUUCAGGGAGGUUGAGUGACUGGCUUGAGGUCACAUAGCCUUUUUAGGAGCCUGUGCCGGGAUGUAUGGACCUUGGACCUCUCAUCUCCAGAGCCUUGACUUCCAGGUUCCCCUCUUCCCCUGUCUGCUCUGGCCUUUCCUAUUGUGGGGGCAAAAGACCCCAGACCUUGGGCUUCUGCCUAAUUUGGGGUCCCUAGGGACUUGAGCUUUGGUGGCCAAGGACACAGGGCAAGUGAGUUUUGAACUCCAGUUGUGUAUCCAACCCUGCUAGGGAAGGUGGGCAAAUCAUGCCUGUUUUACAGAUAAGGAAACAGAUGCAGAGAAGGAAGGCCUUGUGCCCACAGUCCCCCUUGGCCAUCAAAAGAGAGGGGCCUCCACUUACAAGUUCAUUUUUCCUCCAGGUCACCCUGGCUGCCCACUUUUUAAGGCUUCGAGAGCUGCUUUGGGGUUUGUUUUUUAACCAUGUGACCUCUCCUUGGUCCAACCUUCAGGAAGACGUUUCAGGAGAGGGGCCUGGAGAGAGAAGAGGGCUGAUAACUGAGCUUGGGGUGUCCACACAGAGGGGACCAAGCAGAACCAUGCCUGGGGGGCAGAGCCUCACUCUUCAGGAGACUUGGGUCCCAGCUUGAAUGCCAGCGUGCCGCUGUAACCCUCAGCCACGUUCCCUUCCUGCUCUGGCCUUUACCUCCUAUGCUGUGAAAAAGGAUGUGUUUCCUGUGUCCAGUUCUCCAACUCCAGACACCAACUGGGUAUCCUACAGUUCUCUACUGGAAUUAGAAGGGGCCACAUAGGUGAAGAGUUCAAGACUGCCCCACUUCAGAUACUGAUCAAUCCUAGAUUACAACCUGUACUCCUUUAUUUUUUAAUUAAAAAAAUUUUUUACCUAUUUAUUUAUUUUUGGCCUCGCUGAGCAUGCUAACCAGGAUUUGAACCUGUGCCCCCUGCAGUGGAAGUGCAGCAUCCUAACCUUACUGGAGCGCUAAGAAGUUCGCUGCCCCCUGUACUUCUUAACGACUGACUAUAAACCCGAGAGUUUCCACUACCCAUUCCUCAGGUUCAGUAAUUUGCUAAAACAACUCACAGACUAUUUCCAGUUGAUUAUAAAGAAAACAACUCAGGGACAUGGAAGAGACCCGCAGGGCAAGGUAUGGGGGAGGGGCGGGGAGCUUCCCUGCCCUCUCCAGGUACCUCAUCUUCUGAGCAUCCCCUGUGUUCACCAAUGGGAUGAAAUCACUGGCAUUUGGGGAUUAACUCAAAAUCCAGCCAUCUCCCCUCCCAGGAGGUCUGGGAAGUGGGGGCUGAAACUUAGUAGGAAAUGGCAACCCAUUCCAUUAUUCUUGUCUGAAGAAUCCCAUGGACAGAGGAGCCAGUGGGCUAAGGUCCAUGAGGUUGCAAAGAGAAGAGCACUAAAUGACUUCGCACAGCACGAUCAUGCCUUGGUCUUUUUGGAGAACAGCCCCCAUUCUGAAGCUAUUUAAGUGCUUUGGGCCACUGCUUUUGUUAUUAGCAUACAAAAGACACAUCCCUCCGGAGUUCACCAAAAUUUUAGAAGCUGUGUGCUAAAAACCAAGGACAAAGAUCAGAUAUAUCUUGGGACUUAUCUGGUGGUCCAGUGGAUAAAGACUCCAUGCUCAGAGGGCAGGGAACCCAGGUUGGAUUCCUGGUCACGGAGCUAGAUCCCACAUGUGAAAACUAAAAGUUGCAUGCUGCAACGAAGACCCUGCACAACCAAAAAAGGAUCAAGUGUGUCUUACACCUUCCUGCUAAAUGGCAGCAUGGGAGCCUUUGACCUCCCUCGAAGGAGCCUCGGGGCUCAGUGGAAGCCCAGUCUUUUUACUAGCCUGUGCCAAGAAGGAGUUUUUGGAAACCACAGAUCUGACCCCUCCUUGAUACUUUUCUGGAAAAAAGGCUUUGACUGCACUUGGCCCUGGGCAUGUGUCUCUUUCCAGGCUCCACCUCCCCACCCAAACUACUGCCUUUCCUUCUGGCCUCAGGGCCUUUGCACAGCUGCCUAGCCUGAUACACUUCUUCCCUCAGCCACACAGCUCAUCUCCACCUUUCAGCUUCUGCUUGCAGGUGCCCUUACGGGGCUCCAUCGGUGCUCUGUGCUUCUACUAUUAUUGCCUUGGUCACCCUGGAUUUGUGUUUGGCUCUCUUAGGGCCUGGAUAGGAGCUAUCCUGGUGACUGCUGAAACAAAAGACUGACGUUUUGUCCAACUGCCAUGUCCCUGGUUUUGCCCAGAACCUCACCCAUGGUGUGGAAAAGACAGGGUCUUUGGAGAGGAAGGCUGAGCAUCCCCGAAGGCCUCUUGCUUGGAUGUCCCCCCAACCCUGCAGGCUCCCCAGGGAGGCCAGCCAGAGGCCUGUGGGCCAGGCUGUGUGGCUUUGGCAGGACUUUGCUGAGCUGAGGCCAAAGUGUGUGUCAGCCGGGACCCAGCCAGCAGUGAUUCACACCAGGCCUUGGCCCAGCCCCAGGAGGUGACUGGGGAUGGUGGCCUCACUUCCCCUUCCAGGACUGUGGCUCAGGGUCAGUGCCCACUUUUGCCAAGCAGUGGUAAGUUGCCAAGGGGCCCUGGACCUGGCACUACCCUAAGGAGCCCCCAUCCUCCACAGCGGGAGCCCAGAGCCUGUGCUCCUUUGCUUUAAACCCUCUCAUGGCUUCCCUGCACCUUCUCAACAAAACCAAAGCUGCUAUCCUCCUCUCUGAAGCCCCACCCUCACUACCCUCCUUUCCCUCUCUCAAUGGCUUUAGUGCCUCCAUGAUCUCUAUGGUCUUCCCUGGUGACUCAGACAGUAAAGAAUUCUUCCUGCAGUGCGGGACACCUGGGUUUGAUCCUUGGGUCAGAAAGAUCCCCUGGAGUAGGAAAUGGCAAACCACUCCAGUAUUCUUGCCUGGAGAAUUUCAUGGACAGAGGAGCCUGGCAGGCUACAGCCCAUGGGGUAUAAAGAGUCAGACAUGCCUGAGCAACUAACGCUUUCACAAGUUCCCUAAACGUGACCAGCUUGUUCUCACCUCAGGGCCUUUGUAUGUGCCCUGCCAUCCAUCUGGGAUGCCGUUCUCACAGCUGGCCCCCAGGAAUCUCUUUUUCUCUCUCUGUGGGGUUCAGCCCAUCCCACCCCCUCUUUGGUUUGUGAAAUGAUAUAUUUCCUUCUGAAUCCAGUGGGCAAGAAAUGUCACAGCCGUUAGCAAUUUCUGGCUUCUAACUGUAAAUGAGGGCUCCCCAAAGGGGACAAGAUCCCUGCGAUCCAGCAGCUUUCCCUCAUGGUGAUUGCUGAGGAGCUGGGUGGUGUGGGGUUGGGGGAGGAUGCAAAAAGUAGCCACUCACCACACCUGCCAACAAGGAAACAGGCCCCAUAGAUGGCUGAGGUACAUAGGAAAGAAAGCAUUUCAGUGAGCCCAGAGGCUUACAUCUUUUACAUAGUGCGCUAAAUUCCUUAACUUGAUACCUGAUUUUUCUUACUUCACAAUAAUCUUUGAUGUUCUGACUACUUGCUCCCUUUGUUGCAAACUUGGAUAUAGCCUGAUUCCCCCUCCAGCCUCCUUGGAGCAGUUUUCUCAGCGCUACUGAGAAGUUGGCUCCCGGGCUUGGUGUCCUUAACACUCCUACCAAAUAGAACAAUUCUCUAUUUACAGGUUGUGACUAUCUUUUAGUCGACAGGUUCCUUCCUAACAGUUUCACAUCCCCUAAAUUAUUUGAGUUGUUUGUGUCCCCAACACAAGGGUCCCAGCACAGAGUAGGUGUUCAGGAAAUGCCCAAGGGAUGAGAGAGACUGAGGCCAUCUCCGGACACACGAAGGGGGAGAAUUUGGGGUCCCCUCUGUGCUCAGAGCCCUAACUUUUCUAUUUGGGAUGGGCAGGCAAGGUGCAGCAACCACCAUACCCUUCAGCCCUGACCUGGGUCCUGCCCCCUCCCCCAUCCCACUGAGUCAGCCUUCUAGAAUCCCCUCCCAUCAGGAACUGGUAGGGAUUGGCCAGAACCUGGCUGUGAGUCACAAAGCCACCCUGAUACCAGCGCCCCAAGGCUGGCCAUUCAGGCUGGUGGGUUCAGCUUCAAGGGCAGAGUCAGCCCAGGGCAGUGUUGCUGCACAUUGCGUGGGAUGAAGGGCUGAAGGUUGCUGCUUCUUGCAAGCUGGCUUCUGAGACUGCACCUUCUUCUCCUGCUCCUCCUCCAACUCUAUGAUCUUCCAAGGUAUGAAGUCUGUUGUCCCAGCCAGAAGGGGGGACUCCUGUAAAGUAAGUGUCUUAUGCUUCAGGGCUGCCUUAGUGUCUGAAUACUUUGCACCGGGGUACUUCUGAAAUCUAGUCAUCUCUUCAUUUUUUCUUGUACCCAUCCUUCCAUCUGUCAUUGAUCUAUCCAUCAUCUAUGUUAUCCCCCAUCUGAUCCAUCCAGCCAUUCAUCAAUCCACCUCUUUUUCAUUGAUCUCUUUACCAAUUCCUUUACCUUUCUUCAUUCACUCACUCAUUUAUCUACUCAUUUUCCAUCUAUUCACUCACCCACUCAUCUAUCCUCCAUCCCUCCAAUUAUCCUGCUACCCAGAUACCCGUCCAUUUAUCUGUUUACCCUCUCAUCCAUCCAUCCAUCCAUCCAUGUAUCCAUUUCCUUAUUUACUGAUCUGUUUGCCCAUUCAUUCAUCAACUUCAUUUACUCACCCAUUUUCAAUCCAAACAGUCUUAUCUGUUCCUCCAACCCAUCCAAUAUUCAUUCGUCCACUAAUUUAUCCCUUCAGGAUCUAGUCAUCCAUCUACCCAUCCAACCUUCAAUCUGCUCCCCUACUCAUUUACAGCCAAGCUAGCCACUCAGAACAUCUACCUUUUCACAACUGGGAGCCCAGGCCCUGUGACUGAGAUGGGGCCACAGAAAUGAGUCAGGCUUGGUUCCUACCAUCUAAGAAUUCAGAAUACCAUCAGUCAGUGGGAAAAAGCAAAUCACACCAUGCACAUGGACACAGGCAGGAUAUUUCCAAAACAGUAUGAUCAGUGCUGUCCUUAGAGUGUGUUCCAGAUACAGAGGAAAGUUGAAGAGCAGGUAGGUGGUCAGGCGUUCAGGUGAGAAUGUGCCCUGUGUGCUGAUGUCGAAGUAGCCACAGGAUGAUGUGGCCUGGGUACGAAAGGGCACCCGGGCAUGUGACUGGAAGGAGUACCUGCCAAGUGGAGGAGGAAGAUGGCAAGAUACCAGGAACAAGAACAUGCAGAGCUGACCCGCCUAGGAACCAAGACAAUGCAGCAAGCAACACGGCUACAGGCGUCACCCAGUGGGCAGAGCUCCUAUCAGUCCAUCCCCAAUUUCCAAGAUAGAAUGGGGACACUGCGUUCACAGCUACAGGCGUCACCCAGUGGGCAGAGCUCCUAUCAGCCCGAUCCCAGUCUCCAAGACAAACCGGGAACACUGCAUCCACAGCCCCAGAGUGAACCCCCUGCCUCCAAGGAGACCCUUCUGGAACAGCCUGACAAGGACAAGACAGUGGUUCGUCGUGUCCCUCGCCUCCGGGCUGUGGUGGAGAGCCGGGCCUUCAGGAAUGUCCUGGUGGAUGAAAUGGACAUAAUGGUGUCCCAUGCAGCCACCCUCAUUCAAGCCUGUUGGAGGGGAUACCGGCUCCGGCAGAAGCUUAUCUCCCAGAUGAUGGCGGCCAAGGCCAUCCAGGAGGCCUGGCGACGCUUCAACACCAGGCGCCUCCUCCGGUCUGGCAAGACAAUGGAGAAAAAAGCGAAGGUGGAGGAGGGGCAUAUCCCUUACCACCCGCCCCAGCAGGUGCGAUUCCAGCAUCCGGAAGAGGGCAAGUCCCUUCUGGCCCAGCCCACCAUGGUGAACAAGGAGACCCAGUUCCCUUCCUCCGACAGCCUGGCCGCUUAUACCCACCAACUGGCUCUGUUGCAGUCCCAGGGCAUGUCACCGCCUGGGACGUGCUCUGCCGGAGGCCCCAGCGUCACCUUCCUGCCACACCAGACAGUCGCCAUCAAACUUCCAUGUCCCAUGAGUCUCGAUGCGAAGUGCCGCCCAUGCCUGAUGACAAGAACUGUCAGAAGUACCUGCCUUGUCCAAGUAGAAGGGGACCCAAUGAAGACCAAGCAAAUAACUUCCAGAGCCAACAAGGCAGGAGCCAUGGGGCCACCACCAUCUGGAAGGUGCGCCCAGGCAGUUCAAGGACAAUGCAAGACCCAAACCCAGGCCCACAUGGAAGCAGAGGUCCUCAAAAUGCUACCUCAGACAGGCCCAGCGCCUGUGAUAGCCAAGACCCUCACCCAGUCAAGGCCCACUAUGACCACGACCAAGACUCCCUUCCAGAUGUACACGGGAGCCACGAUAACCAAGACCUCGCCCCCGCCUUGCCCAGUGCCCAUGGUAACAAUAGCCAAGACCCCACCCCAGAUGUACCUGGCAGCUGCAAUGACCAAGAUUCCACCAGAGACAGACCCAGCAGCCCCCAUGACCAAGACUGCGGCCCAGACAUGCCCGGCGGCCACCAUGAUCAAGACUCCACUCCAGUCGUGCUUGGCAGCCAUGAUGAACAAGACCCUACCCCAGCCGUGCCCGAUGUCAACUGCCACAAUAACCAAGGCCCCACCCCAGGUGUACCCCCAAGCCCCGGUGGCCAAGAUCCCACCUCAGAUGUGCCCACCAGCCACAGCGACCAAGACCCCACUCCAGUCAUGCCUGGCGGCCAUGAUGAGUAAGAUCCAACCCCAGCCAUGCCCAGUGCCCAUGAUAGCCAUCACCAAAACCCCACCCCAGCCCUGCCCGGUGACCCAAGGGACCAAGACCCCAGCCCCAAUGCGACCAACAGCCUCCACGACCAACACUACACCCCAGACACGACCGGCAGCCACCAUGACGAAGGCCCCACCCCAGCUAGGCCUGCUGGCCUCGAUGAUCAAGUCUCCAACUCAGACACGGCCUGCGGCCACGGCGACCAAAGUCCCGCCCCAGGCGUGUACAGUGCCCUUGCUGACCAAGAUCCCACCCCAGACACGCCCAGCACCCACGGGAACCAAGACCCCACUGCAGACGUGUCAGGUGGCUACAGUGACCAAGACCCUCUCUCAUCAGAUGAUCCAAGGAGCCACGGUGGCGAAAACUGCUCCUCCCCAGACGCGCCUGGCGGCCAUGAUCACCAAGACUCCAGCUCAGUUACGCUCAGUGGCCACCAUCCUCAAAACGCUGUGCCUGCCCCCGUCAGCAGCUGGAAACCCCAAGCCUCCGUUUUCAGCAGCGGCGACAGCUGGAAUUUCCGAUACCUCAUCCCACACGUGUCUAAGUGGACCAAAGGCCAGGGCCACGGUGAACGUGAGACAGGCGACCAGGGCUGUCAAGGUCCCGUCCCGCUCAUACUUGACAGAGGGAAAAGUGAAAUGCUUUCCCCCGUCGCAUCCGGGGGCUGGGGCUCCCAAGCCUCCAGCCAGGCCUCCUUGGGAAGGCGAGAAAAUCAAGGCCUUCUCCCAGAAACAAGGGAAAACGGAAACCACGUCUGACACCAGUAUGGCCGUGGAAAUGCCCGGGGAUCUGACCUGGGCAAAAGUGGCCAGCGAUAGGAACAAGUGGGCACAUCCGAGGACGGACGUCUUGAAGGUUCAAUCCCAGCUGUAUGGGCCUGCAAGAACCGCUGGGGCGCCUCUGAGCACAUGUCUGCCUCAAGAGCAACUGGCCCCUCGUUCAACCACAGGCUUGCCUCAGGCCCAUCUGCUGGCCGAGCUGACUAAGGCCCUGCCCCAGGAGCACGUGUCUGCCAAGUUGACCAUGGCCCAGGGCCAAGGAUACCCACAAGCCCAACCCCCCGCAGCCGUGGCCCAACCACACCUGAGUGUGUGUCUGUCUAAGACGCCGUCCCGGGCACACCUGCCCGCCAAGCUGAUGAAGGCGCAGUCCCAGGCACAGCUGACCACAGCAGUGAUCAAGGUACAGUCCCAAGGGCAUCUCCCCACCGGAUUGACAAAGGCGCAGUCCCAGGCCCAGCUGGUCACAGAUACAGCUAAGAGCCUCUAUGCGGCCCACCAGGCUGCUGAACUCAGCAGCAAGACGCAGUCGCAGCCACUCCUGGUGGGCUUCAAGGCUUCCACCCAGCCCUGCCAGCACAUUGGCGCUCUGCCUCGAGCCAAGCCAGAAGACAGACUGACCCAGCUCUCAUCCCACAGCUACAUGCAGGGCAAGGCCACCCUGGGCCUGCACCAGGGGGUCUCUGAGACCCAGAACAUGCUGGUGCCUCUGCUGGCCUCUGCUGGCCACACCACGUGCAACGCUGAACCCUGGGGGGACAGCAGGGCUGCCCGGGCCCAGCCGUCAACCCCCAGCGCAGCCCCACCCAGCCAGGAGGAGCUAGCGGCCUCCCAACUCGCCUCCCUGUGUGCUGAGCUGGCCGCCGUGCUGGGCUCCCAGGAGGACCUCCGCGCCCUGCUGGCCAAAGCCCUCUCCCAGGGGGAGGUGAGGGCGGCCCUGAACCAGGCCCUGUCCAAAGAAGUCUUGGGAGCCACGAUGGCCAAGGCCUUGCCCCAGGGCAUCCUGGGCACGGUGCUGGUGAAGGCGCUCUCCUGGGGCGAGCUGGGCACCAGCCUGUCCCGCGCACUGUCCCGGGGCGAGCUCACUAAGGCCAUUCAGAGUAGACUGGUGGACGUGCUUAGCAAGGCCCUGACGGAGGAGGAGCGCGCCACCUUGCGCCAGGCCCUGUGUCAGGGCGAGCUGGGUGCAGUCCUCAGCCAAUCUCUCUCUCAGGCGGCCCUGAGGUCUGGAGUCGGCCUCCCCAAGGCUGCCUCUGAAACGAUGGGAAGUGGGAUGACCGUGAUGCCGGCCCCCGUGGAGGUGGACUGCAGGGGGAGCCUGUCGGCCGCGUGGGGGCCCACCCUGCGCCCCAUGAGACUACAGCCCAGCAAGGUUAGGGUUCCCUGGGGUGGGGCCUGGGAGGGUUUUGUCACAGGCUGGCCGUCCGGGCUCUUGGAAGACAGGGGGGAUGGGGCUAUGCUCGGGGGGUCACCCUGCUCAUCCGUGGUCUCUGUAGGUGCCUCCUUGAUUGCUGGGGUGAUCACCAUUCACCAGUAUCCCCCUUUUUCUGCCCCGGGUCCCACUCUGUCAUGGGAGAUGGGACCCAGCAGAAGCCCCUUAAAUCUGGACCUGACCCCCAAGGUCUGUGAGGAAAGAGUGUGCCUGCACCCCAGGGUGAGUGAAUUGGCAUCAGCUCUCGGCCCAAUGGUGAGUGAUGUGGACCCCAACUUGCCCAACGUGCCCCACCAACAGCCGGCCUCCGGUCUGUGGCAGCCACUCCUUGCCAAUGGCGUGGGCCCGAGCACCAGCCAGCCGUCACUGGCCACUGGCAGCUCAACCACAAGCACCCACAGUCCACACGCGGUCAGCAGGGUGGCCCCACACACAAGGGCAUCCCCAGGGGAGUGCAGGUUAGCACCGGGCAAGCUUCCCAGCACCACAGGUCGUGGGAGCGGCACCCACUCCCACAGCUGUGCCACCAACUAUGGGGGGUCUGUUUGCUGGUGUCAGCCCUCGGGGAUCAGCAGGGCACCCCCCAGUGGGGGCCAACCCCAAGGGGCCAAAGUUCCACAACAGCUACCUGUGGUCCCCGAGGAGACCGUGCAGAGAACUCGGUCCCCGAAUCAUAAACAAGGCUGCAGGGGCCCUAGGCAGGUGACCAAAGAAGCGACCCCAGUUCCGCCACAGGCCUCCACAGUGAGCAAAGCACAACUGCAUGCCCCCAAGGCCUGCGUCAUAACCCCAGGUCCCUGGCCCGGCUCCGUGGCUCCUGGUCGUUGCUGGACACCCAAGCGACGGGGUCCGGUGGAUCCCGGUCUGAUCCAUGCCUCCCCAGGCAAUAAGCUGACACCCACCCUUUCCCGAACAGCCAUCCCUGGGAAGGAGAAGAAUCAAACACGGGGUAGCCUUUCCAGGGCACAUGGCCCACAGGAGCGGAUAACUGGCCAUAUACUUAGUGAACUGGUGGCCAAUAUGCCACAAGGUCCAGACAAUGACCUGUCCAGAAGCUUCUCCCAGGGCUCCACAGACUACGGCCUAAAUAUGAGCAAUUCCCAGAGCUCGCCGCGCAGCUGCGGCUCACUCAGCCUUUCCACCACGUCUAUGGCCAGCAUGGCCGCUGUUGACGUGGUGGACGAGGAGCCCUGGGAAGCCAGCUUGGACAGGGACUUUGAUCUAGAUGCUCUCCUCUUCGCAGAGGCCAUGGAGAGGUCCCAGGGACCCAGGAGUGUGGAAGAGACUGAGGGAGCAGGUCACAGGCACCUGGCCCCAAGCCUCCAUGACCACCAGUCUUCUGCAGACUCAGAACUGAUCCCCAUUCUACAGCAUAGCUCACUGGCCAGUCGCAUGACACUGAGUGUGCACUGGGACUCAGAGGAUGAGGAAGACAUGUCCUCAGAUCAGAGUUCCAUGAAUCUGAAGGAGAGUUUGUCCCAGGCACCCUAUGGGACUGUGUUGACCAGAAGUUUGUCAUUGAGUAACGUGGUCCCUACUGUCUAUCAGCAGCCGUCUGUGGCUGGUAGGUUGACCUCAUGCCUAUCUCAGCCUGUAGUAGCCAGUAAGGUGGCCUCAAAUCCAGGCCAUCUCUCUAUGGCCAGUAGAAUGACAAGCAGCCUAUCUGAGCCAUCUGUGGUCAAUAAGGUGACUCCCAGCUUAGGCCAGAUGUCCAGGACCAAGAAGGUGUCCCUCAGCCUAGGCCAGCCAUUGAUAGUUGAGGGGGUGGUUCCCAGCUUUUCACAGCCAAUCAUGGCCUGCAGACUGGCUCUGAGCCUGGCCCAGCCAUCUAUGACCAGUGGGGUGGCCUCUAGUCUCACCCAGCCACCUGUGACCAGUGGGGUGACUCCCACACUUGCCCAUCCACCUGUGACCAGUGAGGUGGCCCCUAGACUAGCCCAGCCAACUAUGCCGACUAGGGCGGCCCCUAGCCUAGCCCAACCACCUGUGACCAGUGGGGCGGCCCGCAGCUUGACCCAGACAUCUGUGACUGGUGGGGUGGUCCCCAGCCUAGGCCAGGCAUCUAAGGUUUCUGGGGUAGAGCCCAGUCUAGCCCAGUCACCUAUGACCACUGGGGUGGCCCCUAGCCUAAGCCAGCCAUCUUUUACUAGUGGGAUGGCUCCUAGCUUAGGCCAGCCUUCUAUGACUUGUGUGGUGGCCCCCCGCCUAGCCCAGCCAUCUGUGGCCACCAGGGGGACCCCCAGCCUGGCCCAGCUACCUGUGAUCAGUGGUACAGGUUGUGCUAUGAGUCAGCCCAGUUGGGCCCCUAGGGUGAGUCCAAAUUUACCAUCCUCCAGGGUGAACGCAGUGGCUCCCAGUCAGCAUUAUUCAUCCUUUGCCACUGAAGUCACCUCGGGUGCACCAUGUGCAUCAGUGGCUAAUGGCAUGGGCCAGGGUCUGAGCCAGCCAGCCGUGUCUGCUAGGGUGGACCCACGUCAAGAUCCUCUGACGGUCAGAGGGGUGGUCCCGCAUCCCCAGGUCCCCGAGUUCAGCGAGGUGGCCCUGGGCUUUCAUCAGCUGCCUGGUAUUGGUGGGAGGCACCCAAGAGUAACGGAACAACCUGCUGUCAUCGUUUCUGCUCCAAAGCUCUACCAGGCGCCUGUGGCCAGUGGGGAGCACUCUUGUCUAGGCCAGGAAGCCAGUGUGUCUCUGUUCAGGGGCAUGUCUGUGAGCAGAUCCCAGGGUGCCACAGCCUCCGAAGUGCUCCCAGAUGUGUCUCAGGGGACUCUGGCUACUGGCAUGUUCCUGAGUAUGUCUCAGGUACCCAUGUCCCCUGGCAGAUCAGGGAGGGUGGCCCAGAGGAGUGUGGCUACUGCUAUGGGCCCAAGCCAAUCUCAGAUGAGCAGGGGCAUGGCUCCCAUGACAUCCCGUGCCUCUGUGGCUGCUGCCCCUUUGACUCAUGAAUCGGCCAGGAUGGCUCCUGGCUUCUCUCAGGCUUCAGUGUCCAGUAGACUGGGUGUGAGUUCGUCUAAGUUUUCCGUGACCAGUGUGGGCCCCAGCAUAUCUCAGGUCAGUGUGGAUCUUCCAGUAUCUCUGGACCACCGGUGUCCUUCUGUGUCCACAAUCUCCAGUAGUUACCAACAAGCUGAUGUUGUCAGCCAGGAGCCUGCAAUGGGCAUUCCCAGUGCUGUGGUGCCAGGUUCUAUAGCAGGUAGGAUCACCACAACUGUGGCCCCAGGUUCUAUAGCCGGUGGCAUGGCCUCUAGUCUCCCCCCAGGGUCCAUGAUCACAGGCAUGGGCCAGAGCCUUCCUCCAGGGCCCAUAUUGAGUUGUGUGGCCCCCAGCCUUCCACCAGGUUAUGUGGUCAAUGGUGUAGUCCAUACUCUUCCCCCAGGGUCUGUGAUCAGUGGCGUGGGCCUGGGCCUCCCUCCAGGGUCUGUGAUCGGUGGUGUGGGCCUGGGCCUCCCCCCAGGGUCUGUGAUCGGUGGCGUGGGCCUGGGCCUUCCCCCAGGGUCUGUGAUCUGUGGCUUGGGUCAGGGCCUUCCCCCAGGAUCCGUGAUCAGUGGCGUGGGCCAGGGUCUUCCCCCAGGGCCUGUGAUCGGUGUUGUGGGCCAGGGCCUUCCCCCGGGGUCUGUGAUUGGUGGUGUGGGCCUGGGCCUUCCCCCAGGGUCUGUGAUUGGUGGCCUGGGCCAGGGCCUUCCCGCUGGGUCUGUGAUUGGUGGCGUGGGCCAGGGUCUUCCCCCAGGGUCUGUGAUUGGUGGCCUGGGCCAGGGCCUUCCCCCGGGGUCUGUGAUUGGUGGCCUGGGCCAGGGCCUUUCCCCAGGGCCUGUGAUUGGUGGCAUGGGCCAGGGCCUUGCUCUAGAUCCCAUUAGCAGCACUGUAGCCCAGGGCCUUCCUCCAGGGUCUGGGGCAACUGGCAUGGCCAGAACUGUGCCUAUGAGUUCUGUGGCGACUUCAGUGUCCCCCAGUCUGAUUGCAGCAUCUGGCAGUGAUGGGAAGAAGCAAGGUCUCUCGAUGAAACCGUCAGCUAGUCUAAUUGCUCCGGACCUGCUCUUAGAUUCAGUGCUAGGUGCAGUGGACUCCAGAAUCCCUCCUUGUCCUGUGAACUCUACUGUGGAUACAGCAUCUAUGCCUGGGGGACUCAGUCAGAACCUAGUUCUGGAGUCCAUGGCUAGUACAGCCAGUCCGCCCUCCACAGUGGGAGGCGUGGCUCCGAGCCUUCCCCAGGGGUCCCUGCUGAUUGGAAUCUCUCCUCGUCCAUACCAUGGGGGCCUGGCAGGGGAAGGGUCCACAACCACCUUGCAGGCAUCCCAUCCCCCUGGCCUGGCUCAAGCUCCCCUCCAGGAAGCUCCUGGCAUGGCCGGUGGAGUAUACCAAGUGCCUUCGGUUCUGCAAAGAGCCUCACAGUUGAACCAGGCUCUUGGGGUGGUGACGGCAUUUGAGACCACAGAUCCCAAGACUGUGAUGAGGCCAGAGGACCCGGGCAGGGCUCCUCCCCAGGGGCCCGUAUCCAGGCAGGGGUCCGAAGUCCUUGCGGCAACCCCAUGGAUAUAUCAUAGUCCCCUGGCAAUAGACACUGACUACAGCCAAGAAUUCCCUGUAGAGAAUGAGGCUCUUCCCAAAGACCAGAGGCCGCUAUUGGAGGAGGUAGCUCCCGGCCAAGCUAAGUCAAUGCCCAGCAGUGUGGCCUCUGUCCUUCCCCAGUCCCUGAGUCUUGCCAAGCCCUCCACGGUCAGUAGUGGCACCCCAACCCUGCAGCAGAGGUCAGAGACCAAUUUGGUGGCCCCUGGUUCCCACACUGUGGCUGCCAGCCCCAGUGUGCAGACGGUGCCCAUCAAGGGCACUGGGGCCCCACUGACUCACCCGCAGACGCCAAGCUCUCACACUACACUCCGGAGCCCCUCGGCUUAUCAAAAGGCUUUGGUGGCUCAUAUACUGCCCCAGAGCCCCUCAGUGACUCACCAGUCCCGUGGGAUCAUGGCUUCUACUGGAGUCUCAGGGUCACCCAAGCCGACCCAUGACAAUACUGCGGCCACCGGUCUACACCCAAGGUCUGUGGCUAGGACGGGGACCCCUAGAACUUCCCGGAGGUCACAGCCACAUGUUGCACCUCAUCCAUCCCUGAUUAGAAAGAUGAUGUACAGUGGUUUCCAGAAGGAAGCCAUUCCCAGCGCACCCCAGAAGACAGCAGCUGGCGGUCUGAUUCAGAAUGGCCACGGGCCCCUUGGCCCUAGAACAUCCUUCAGGUCCAUGCAUGCUAUUUCUGUACCAGAAAAGCCAGACAGUUCUGCAGCUGGGACUGUGCCCUCCGGUCAGGAGCAGCAGGAUGCCCCCAAGUCCUCGCAGAAAUUAUCUAAACAUUCCCUGCGUGCACCGCCAGACUUAACGCCAAUAAUCCACACUAAUGAGCUGGCACACGGCAUGGCCAACUCUAAGCUGAACCCGGGGAUUCGGAGGGUGUCUCUGGGUUAUGAGUCUUCACCAAGGGGUUCCCGGCGGCCCCUUUUUAGGCAGGAGUUGCCGCAGGCGUCUCCAAUUUCCCUUAGCUUUGUGGCUCCUGCAGAGAGUCUCAGGGCAUCCGCGACUCCCGCUGACAUUCUUGGAACUUCUGUGACUCCUGCUGAGAGUCUCAGGGCAUCCCUGACUCCGGCAGACAGUCUUGGGGCAUCCCUGACUCCAGCUGACAAUCUUGGGGCAUCCCUGACUCCAGCUGGCAGUCUUGGGGCGUCCCUGACUACGGCUGACAAUCUGGGGGCGUCCCUGACUCCGGCUGACAGUCUCGGGGCGUCCCUGACUCCGGCUGACAGUCUUGGGGCAUCCCUGACUCCGGCUGACCAUCUUGGGGCGUCCCUGACUCCAGCAGACAGUCUCGGGACAUCCCUGACUCCGGCUGACCAUCUCGGGGCUUCCCUGACUCCGGCUGACAGUCUCGGGGCGUCCCUGACUCCGGCUGACAGUCUUGGGGCAUCCCUGACUCCGGCUGACCAUCUUGGGGCGUCCCUGACUCCAGCAGACAGUCUCGGGACAUCCCUGACUCCGGCUGACCAUCUCGGGGCUUCCCUGACUCCGGCUGACAGUCUCGGGGCAUCCCUGACUCCGGCUGACAAUCUGGGGGCGUCCCUGACUCCGGCUGACAGUCUCAGGGCGCCCCUGGCUCCAGUUGACAGUUUCGGGGUGUCCCUGACUCAAGCUGACCAUCUUGGGGUGCCCCUGACCCCAGCUGACAGUCUCGGGACGUCCCUGACUCCAGCUGACAGUCUCGGGAUGUCCCUGACUCCCGCUGUACUCCAGGGCCCGGAGGACACUGCCAUGUCUGGUGGCCAAGCGUGGAAUUCUACCAUCCCCAGCGUAGCAGUUGGGCCCAGGGACAGCACCAUGGCCCCUGGCGGCGCUUGGGAGCCAGCUGGGGGCACUGUGCCGUGGGACGUCGUGGGCAGCAAGGCAGCGGUGGACCCCAGACAGCCGAGGGAGUUGGUGGCAUCAGUGCAGGCUGUAGAGAAGAUAACCAUCCACGCUGCGGUCAUUAUCCAGGCGUGUGCACGUGGCUUCCUGGUGCGCCGUACCAUCAAGGUGUGGCACCAGUGGGCCAUCAUCAUCCAGGCUGCCUGGCGUGGCUACUGUGUGCGGCGGGACCUGGCCCGCCUCUGCCAAGCUGCCACCAUCAUCCAGGCCGCGUGGAGAGGCUUCGUCAUUCGCCAGAGCCGCACCCAGCAAAUGCUGCUCCAGAACGUGUGGGCUAAGACCGGCAGUGGGGCCAGGACGACGUCUGACCACCGCUGCUUCCAGUCCUGCCAGCCCCAUGUCUGUGCUCUCUGCCAGUCACUGACCUCCGGACUCGGAAGCCCACCCAGCGUGGUGAUGCUUGUGGGUUCCAGUCCCCGCACAUGCCACACGUGCGGCCACACCCUGCCCACCCGGGUGGUGCAUGGCACGGGCCGGGGUGCUGCCAGCCAGGCUGGUGUGCCACGGGGCUGCCUGACCCAGUCAACCGCCCAGAGCCUUUGGCGGCCACCCCAUCGUCAGACCAAGGCAGCCACGGCCAUCCAGUCUGCCUGGAGGGGCUUUGUCGUGCGUCGUCGGCUGAAGCAGCAACAGGAAGCAGCCAAGAUGCUUCAAGCCACCUGGCGCGGCCAAAGCACCCGGGCCUCCCUCACCACGAAUGCGCUCCUGGGGCCAGCGGUGUGGGACAACUCACGACACACGCAGUGGCCAGGCGUCUAGGACCUUGGCUUACUGGUGGGGGGAUGCCAGGGGAGGGGCCGCAUGGCUCUCUGGGUUUCAUGAAUAAAGCCCUCCACAGCCUGGA
This is a messenger RNA of Bubalus bubalis (water buffalo), 16731 nucleotides long. It is a transcript of the gene IQCN, whose product is annotated as IQ motif containing N. The record is from RefSeq and is a predicted model, not a curated record. Bases 5688 to 16646 code for a protein of 3652 amino acids. Gene Ontology annotation, molecular function: protein binding. The transcript has 4 exons. Lineage: Eukaryota; Metazoa; Chordata; Mammalia; Artiodactyla; Bovidae.